AUGGCACACGGAACAAAACUCGUUAUUGAUGCAAAAGGCCAUAUCGUAGGAAGAUUAGCUGCAUACGUAGCAAAGUCAUUAAGAGAAGGUUACAGUGUUGUAAUUUUAAGAUCAGAAGGUCUUAUUUUCUCAUCCCCUAUUGAAAGAAUGGUAAGUAUAUAUAAGGACAAGAAGAGAAAGAGAUGUCUUGUAAACCCACAGAAGGGACCAUUCCACUACAAGGAGCCAUCUAAGUGCUUCAAGAGAAUUGUUAGAGGUAUGCUUAAGUACAAAGGAAAGCAGGGAGCCAUGGACUACGCCAGAUUAAAGGCAUUCGAUGGAAUUCCAAUGGAGUAUGAAUUACAGGAAAGAGUUGUAGUUUCUCACGUGCUUGCAGAGACCAAAUUAAACCCAGUCACUAAGACAUGCACUCUUGGAGAGAUUUGUGUGCAGAUGGGAUGGACCAGCGCAGGACUUCUUGAGAAGUUUGAGGCUGAGAGAAUUAAGAGAGUAUCUGUAGCACAGAAAGAAAAGGAACAGAACGAAAAGAAGAAGCAGGAGCUUCUUGCCAGCCCCGCCUUUAAAAAGGAGCUAGACAACAUCCUUUCUAACAUUGAAUAA
Nematocida parisii ERTm1 is the source of this 600-nucleotide messenger RNA. RefSeq lists its product as uncharacterized. Gene Ontology annotation, cellular component: cytosolic large ribosomal subunit; ribosome. The transcript has a single exon. The record is from RefSeq and is a predicted model, not a curated record. Gene Ontology annotation, molecular function: structural constituent of ribosome; mRNA binding. Gene Ontology annotation, biological process: negative regulation of translation; translation. Lineage: Eukaryota; Fungi; Microsporidia. Bases 1 to 600 code for a protein of 199 amino acids.